Messenger RNA from Amoebophrya sp. A25, 4774 nucleotides. The record is from the annotation of a GenBank genome assembly. NCBI's taxonomy places the organism in Eukaryota, Dinophyceae, Syndiniales, Amoebophryaceae.
GCCAGUGCAGAGAUUGGUACAACCUCCGUUGUUGCUGUAGUUGGGAAGAACACUACAACUCAAUCAACUACUUCUAGUUCUAGAGGAACAAGAGCUACAAGAGCAGUUGAUGAAGUUGAAGUUGAACAAGAAGAAGAGCGACAAGGAGAGUUCGAGUUUUCCGGAGAAGAGCACUACCAUGAUGCUGUGGAUUUCAAAACGGAUGGGCAAGUAGGAGAAGGACAAUUUCAGCGUCGAGAAGAUACAAAUGUUGGCGCAGGAGCUAGUAGCACUCCUUUUGCUCGCGCCGGCGCUUGCGGGGAGAUCACAACAAGUUCUUUGGAUGUAUUAAGGCAUGCCCCUCGCGUCACUCUGGAAAGAUUAUUCUUAAUAACAUCCUCCUUCACUCACAGAAGCAUCUGCAUCUACUGAGAUUCAUAUGGAAUCAAGAUUGUUGUACUUACAUUCUUUAGAUACUUGCGUUCUAGAUGAUGCUAGUACGUCGAAGUCUAAUCUCCUUUCCGACCCUGCGGGAAGCAGCUGAAAAGGCCAAGAGAUCCAAAGUUAAGGGCUGUCCCUUCUCUGUCAAACGAGAGAUGCACCAAAGGUGGAAUGUCAAGUGCAGAGUAGCUGCGCCGUCCCAGUCGCCCUCACCUCCUCCUGAUGUGCAGAGGGGUGGAGCCGCAGGCGAAACUACUCAGCAGAGCAGGAGGUCAGACGUCGAUGAGAGAAGUAGUACUCCAUUUGCUUCUCCUGAGUCCGUAGAAGACGGGGACGGCGACACUUCUAAAGAAAUAGCUGAAGAAACUGUUCUUGAACAUCAAGGAAAGAAGAACAAGAAGAGCACGACUUUUACCAUUCUUACGAAACAAGGUGCUAAGGCUAACAGCACGCGUAGCAGUGCCAAAGUCAUGAGUACUAAUGCUGUACCUGGGAGGGCGACUGGUAGUCGUAGUGUUGUAGAGCAAGAGCACUGCGACAGCAGCAGCACGCAUGAACAACAACUUCCAUUUCCUUUUGCUGAAGUACCCCGAUUUAGUAAAGUGAAGACACAUCACUCACAGGACGAUCACAAGGAGUUACCACCGCAUUGGAAAGAUUGGCAAUUGCACAGGCCUUUAAAAACUUCUAGAAGUCCUAGUCCCGAAGCAAAUGCAUCGAAAAGUGCUGAAUUCUUCGCUGGCGCUCACUCUAGACCACAGGCUCAGCGUGCUAGUGGGAGUGGAAGUCAUCUUAUGUAUGAUGGACAUGCUGGAACUGGAAAGAAAUGCUGCAUCGGCUUUGUAACUACAAGAUUUAGAAGAUUUCAAAGGAGAAGAAGAACAUUUUUACUCAACUAUAACAAAGAUAUUAGACGACGUCGUUCGCUCGAGGACGUUGAUUUUUUCUUCAAGAAUUUGUGACAGCCGAUGAAAUGAAUUAUACUCUCUAAUUAUGGCCCGCCGAAUAAAAGAGCGAACCUGCUCGAUGCGCUGUCCUUGGAACCAUUUGCACGCAGUUAAGGACGUUGAAAAAUUGCAAGAUGAUCAUGAUUUCUAUACUGAUUCACUCACAUGACUUUUCAGUCACUCGUUUCUCACUUCGUCCGCCGUCGCUCCCUCGCUCCCAGACACUUCCUCCAUAAAUAGUACGUAGUGCUGUGACGGGAUCUGCGCGGGUAUGAUAUUGUGAUUUCUAGGAUGGACCACAUUAUCAAGUACUGUUCUACUCUCCGUUACUUCCUCAAGGCUUUUUCUAAAUCGAAAUCCAACAUUCUCCCCAGAUGAGCGACGAGGAAAGGACGCCUCGAAUGCACGCAAGCACUAGCAAGAAGAACAGCAAUCAACAUGAUGAUGCUGAAGGUGAAGAUCUUCAUGCCAAAAGAGGACGCGGCGUUCGUAUCAGAAAUAAGCGUUUGCCGGGUCAAAGUCCUUCGGCCGCUUCCCCGCAUGAUCAAGAAGACGCUAGUCUUCAUGACGCCGCUUGUCAGCAAGAAAAGGGCCGUAGUUUAGUACCUCCGCAGCCGGCUCCUCAAGACUUUGCAACCUGGAGAGCCAGCAGCUCCUCCGCUUGCGUCGUUGAUGACUUCGACGUGCGCAUUCGGUUAUGGCUAACGAAGUACGUAGAUGAUCACUAGUACAACAACAACAAUCACUACCUAGUACAACAACGACAUCAAGUUGUAUCCAUCUUCUCAAGUUGUAUCCACCAUCUCCUUUAAAGUAGUGCAGUAGAUCUAGAGCAGUAGAAGUACUACUUAAGCAGGUCGACCGUCGUUUCAUUCGCAUCAUCUACACUGCUGGAUGAUUUCUAACAACAGAUUCUGCCUUUUCAACGGAUUGCUUCGCUCCCGCUACCGGAUUCGAAGAUUCUACAAAACAAGUCGAACAGGUCCAUCUACAUGAUGACUCUUGUCUAUCUGCCGAUCUGCUUCACGUGUUAAAUUUUGGGAGAGAUCGACAAGAAUCUACUUCUGUGCUUGAUGAAGCAAGUAGUACCGUUAUGCUAAGUGGAUCUGCAACUACCGUGGCCGCCUCCUCCAGGACUACAUCGGGGAAAGUACUAGCAUCAAAGGCAAAGGAAGGAGCUGCCUUGGCUUCAACCACGAGGACACAGGAAGCCGAUACGAGUUGGCGUCCUUCGUUGUGGAGAUCGUCUGACGCAGCGAAGAAAAUUGGAGCAAGAAGAUCUGCCUCUAAAGCCUCUGCUCCGUGUACUUUAUACACUAGCAGUUCUGCAAGCAGCUUAAGCUUAAUAUCGUGCUGGUUACAGUUACUUAUUUUAUAACACCAAGAGUUCUUCUAAAAUGUUGAAUUCUUCUACUCCUGCUAGUCGUGCAAGAGCCACAUCUUGAAGACGAAUGAAUGAGAGUAUCAAACCUCGACCAGAAAUCGCCCAUCCAUCCAACACCCAAAUGCCAGGUGGUCCUCCCGCAGCACGCUAUCUUUCACCGGAGAGCGAGCCUGGGCCCCCGUUCGGAGAUGGAAGCGUCCCUCAGAUUUUGCUACGUCGAAAUACCGCUUCUACAGCCAUUCCGGAAGGAAAUUCUUUGUUAGAGCAACCGUUGAUCCUAGAGCUCGUCUGACACUGUGACUUCGAUUUUUGACUUUCUUAUUCUUUGCAUUUCCAAACCUCGAUCAUCAUUCAAUGUUACUUACGUUCAAGGACGCGUGGGCAAAAGAACCAAAAUACUUACUCUCUAAAUAAAACACAAACCGCCCUUGAACCUCCGUUGCUCCUGCCACGUCGUCGCGAACCUCCUGGAUUGGAGCGUCAUCCUGUACAGGGUCCAUACUCCGCUCCUCCUCUGCCUCAACCACCGCUGUUUCCGCCAGUCUUGCCGCACACUGCAGAGGGCUUUUCGUACCCACCUGGAGAUUUCGGGAAUUGGACAGCACCUUCUGGACAACCUUUUUUUCCUGUGACGAGAGUAGGAAACUAUUUUCCACCGCCCCCGACGCCUCCUCCGGCUCAAUUUAAGGAAACACUUGCUGGUGUGAAAAACUCGUUUUGAUUUUCUACUUUUAGACUAUGUAGAUGGAUGAAGACUUUUGGACGUGGAACUGAUGGAAGCCACAUAUUCUGCACUUGAGUCAGAAAUACUAGUUUCUUGUCUUUCGAACACGAGAACAAAUUUGAGAACGUUUAUACUAGACGAAGUCGCGGAUAAAGAUAUACAUAGAUACUAUCUUCCGAACCAACAGAUUAUGAGCAGAAGUUUUCACUUUUUUGUUAAAACGAACCAUCAUGUUUAAAUCUAAUCAACAUCCUCACUUUCCAGCAGGAGGAGUUCACGGACACCAGCAGAACUACACACUUACGCUGGAGGCCAAUCCGUACCGCACGCCGGCACGCAUGUCAGGCGAUGCGAGUGAUCGGGUUUUGCCUUAGAUGUGGAUGCGUUCUGGAGUUGGGAGCUGACCCGAGUGAUCGCGUUGUACCUUCGUUUGAUGGAGGGCAUACUUUUCCCUUGCGGAGAAGAAGAAGAAGAAGCUUAUUAAGCAAAAGCAUGAGCAUCCUUAUUCGACGCUCGUGCUCUAGUACUUAACCUCAAGGUAAAAAAAUAUUGUAGGAAGUUAAGCCGUGAGAGAACACUUAAAAAUCUUAAAGGACUUUGGCACAAAGGACUUCGGUACUGGGCCUAUGACCAUCUAAAGAUGAAGAGACAUAAACAUAAUGACCCACUUGAAGUUUACAGCAUUUCUAAGCUUCUUCCACUUUUCGUCUAUUCAUUCUAGCUCUGAUGCAAGAACUUCGCGAAAAGUGACUAUAGAUGAUGCAUUUUUUUGCUGAAACUACAUAAAAGAUUAGGUACAUGUAGAACAACAAGUACAAGCAUGAAGAUAGGACUACUGAAGAUGUGAAUAUCAGGACAUCUGCUGAACCUGAUUUAGUACUAGAAUUUGAUUCACUCCCAGGUGGUAAGGGGUUGAUACGUAGAAUAGAUAUAGUGCAAAAAAGAGAUAGAAUAAGAACUAUUGUCGACAUCGACCACGACUGCAAUAUUUGCUUCUGCGGCCUCGGAGCAUGAUGGAGCUUGAUAAAUUUACCUUAAGAAAGUAUGAUGUGAAUGUGAUCAAAUGUCAUUAUAUCGAUAGAAUCUACCAAGAAGAAAGGUACUCUUACGAACAAGUUAAGAUAUUGCAAUCACAAUGUGUGUGCUAUCUGAGUGAAGACGGAUUGUUUGGAGGUCUUGUAACGGAUAAAAGAGACGUCUUCGGAGGUCUUCAUCCUCUACGGUGACUUGCUUCAGAGAUACCCCUUGGGCGAAGAAGCGCUUCCGAUUUUUCCUUUGAAGAUGGCGUCGGUUCCUUUA